AUGUCCCUAUGUUCCCAUAACAACGGUGCUGUUGUGCCGCCCACCUUCCCACGCUUCCGACAGCUUCCUGCAGAGUUGAGGAUCAAAAUCUGGCAUCACGCUCUGCCGGCUCCUCGUACCAUACAUCUGGUGAGAGAUGUCAGCGUGGAUAGGCAGCGGCUUUGGCUGGGCUUCGAGGCCCAUUGUAAAGCUACGUUUCCCUGCCCGAAAAUCAUCUCCAACCUCCUCCACGUCUGCCGUGAAUCGCGGCGGGAAGUCUUGUCCUGCUACCAGGCUCUCUUUAACCCGACUUCGGUUGAUGAUCGAUUGUUUCAUAUCCACUACUUCGAUCCCUUGAAAGAUGGCAUAUUCGUCGACAAUAUCUGGCCCUGGGGGCAAGGUGAAAGCAGCAAACCAAGUGGCAUUUUCAACGCUAGGCACCUGAGCAUUCCAUGUAAUACUUGGUGGGACAUGUGGACCCGGGAUUCAUGCAACUUGUUCGGGCAAGGAGGGCUGUUGAGCUUCAGACAUUUGGAGGAAUUGCAUAUCGUCUUCCGCAUUCUGGCCGAUCACGAAAAGGAGUUGCUCAGGAUGGCGGCCCCGUGGGGACAACGGCUGAGCCCAGCCACCCUGUCAAUCUUCUUUCGCCGUUCUUACGAUAUCGACUUCCCCAACACGAAUGUGGAUAUACAUGUAGAAUCUAUCUAUGCGAAGUUUGCCGCAAUGAAGGCUGCCAAUCCUGGUUGGAAGGUUCCGAAAGUCAAGCUUAUGGCUUGGGCAUCCCAGUACUCGACUUCUCAUCGGCCAAAAACAUUUCAUUAA
Messenger RNA from Amorphotheca resinae ATCC 22711, 801 nucleotides. RefSeq lists its product as hypothetical. Lineage: Eukaryota; Fungi; Ascomycota; Leotiomycetes; Helotiales; Amorphothecaceae. The record is from RefSeq and is a predicted model, not a curated record. Bases 1 to 801 code for a protein of 266 amino acids. The transcript has a single exon.